AUGGAUAAUUAUUCAGGUUCUGGCUUUGCGUCCAAAAACUACUAUGGAUCAGGAUUUUUUCAAAUGAGAAUCAAAUUGUUUGAAAACAAUUCUUCGGGCGUUGUCACUGCCUAUUACUUGACUUCCAAAGGAGACACCCAUGACGAGGUUGACUUUGAGUUCUUGGGGAACAUAAAAGGCAAACCAGUAACGUUACAGACAAAUGUGUACACCGAAGGCGUAGGAUACAAAGAACAAAGGUUUUCUCUUUGGUUCGAUCCGACCUCAGAUUUCCACACUUAUGGCAUUCUAUGGAAUCCAUACCAUAUCGUGUUAUAUGUGGACAAUAUCCCAAUAAGAGUGUUCAAUAAUAACACAAGCAAAGGUGUGAGCUAUCCAUCUAAGCCUAUGCAAGUGGUGAGUAGCAUGUGGAACGGUGAAAACUGGGCAACAGACGGUGGCAAAACCAAGAUUAAUUGGGCUUAUGCUCCUUUUAAGGCUUAUUUCCAAGGUUUUUCGGACAGGGGUUGCCACCUGGAUGAACUGAGUAACGAUGCCAAAGCUUGUGGUUCAACAAUGUAUUGGUGGAACACCAUGAAGUAUAGUGAGCUAAACACUUACGAGCAAAAGGCCUACAAGAAUGUGAGAGAGAAAUAUAUGAACUAUGACUAUUGUUUUGAUAAGGCUAGAUUUCCUGUUCCUCCUAAUGAAUGUCGAUAUAAUUAA
Arabis nemorensis is the source of this 705-nucleotide messenger RNA. Lineage: Eukaryota; Viridiplantae; Streptophyta; Magnoliopsida; Brassicales; Brassicaceae. The record is from the annotation of a GenBank genome assembly.